UCAAAUCCUCUCGUCUAUAGUCUAUUGCACUCUGACAGACACUAUCAGAUUUCAGAGGCGGAGGCGGAGGCUGGAGCUGCCUCAACUCAAGUCUUCAACUAUCUGAAUCUGAACUCAUCCACUCACUCGUUAGCGCUGCUAGAACGAAAACUGAGUAAUGGAAAGUGGAGGGAACUCCCUUCCAUCAGGGUCAGAUGGUGUGAAGAGAAAGGUUUCAUAUUUCUAUGAUCCAGAGGUUGGAAACUAUUAUUAUGGGCAGGGACACCCAAUGAAACCUCAUAGGAUUCGAAUGACACAUGCUCUUUUAGCCCACUAUGGAUUGCUUCAACACAUGCAGGUCCUGAAGCCUACGGCUGCUAAAGAUAGGGACCUUUGCAAGUUCCAUGCUGAUGAUUAUGUGGCCUUUUUGAGAGGCAUCACCCCUGAAACGCAGCAAGAUCAAUUGAGACAGCUGAAGAGGUUUAAUGUUGGCGAAGACUGCCCUGUAUUUGAUGGUCUUUACUCCUUCUGCCAGACAUAUGCAGGAGGUUCUGUUGGUGGUGCUCUAAAAUUGAACCACGGAGCAUGCGAUGUCGCAAUAAAUUGGGCUGGUGGUCUACAUCAUGCAAAGAAGUGUGAGGCUUCUGGGUUUUGCUAUGUUAAUGACAUUGUGCUGGCUAUUUUGGAACUUCUCAAAAUACAUGAGCGUGUUCUGUAUGUGGACAUUGAUAUCCACCAUGGUGAUGGUGUAGAGGAGGCCUUUUACACCACUGACAGGGUCAUGACUGUUUCGUUUCAUAAGUUUGGGGAUUACUUUCCUGGAACAGGUGAUAUUCGCGAUAUUGGAUAUGGUAAAGGGAAAUAUUAUUCACUAAAUGUUCCCUUGGAUGAUGGAAUUGAUGAUGAGAGCUAUCAGUCCUUGUUUAAGCCAAUAAUGGGAAAGGUUAUGGAGAUUUUUAGGCCUGGUGCUGUUGUAUUACAAUGUGGUGCCGACUCUUUAUCUGGGGACAGAUUAGGUUGUUUCAAUCUUUCCAUAAAAGGUCAUGCAGAGUGUGUCAGACAUAUGAGAUCUUUUAAUGUUCCCCUUCUAUUGCUCGGGGGAGGUGGCUAUACAAUAAGAAAUGUGGCACGUUGUUGGUGUUACGAGACUAGCGUUGCUCUUGGGAUUGAACUAGAUGAUAAGAUGCCUCAACAUGAGUAUUACGAAUAUUUUGGUCCUGACUAUACUCUUCAUGUUGCUCCAAGUAACAUGGAAAACAAGAACUCCCGACAUUUAUUGGAUGAAAUAAGAGCAAAACUUCUUGAUAAUUUAUCUAGGCUUCAACAUGCACCAAGUGUCCCAUUCCAGGAACGGCCACCUGAUGCAGAGCUUCUAGAGAGAGAUGAAGAUCAAGAUGAUAGAGAUGAAAGAUGGGAUCCUGAUUCUGACAGGGAGGCUGACAAUGACAGCAAUCCUGUUCGCAGAAGGGUGAAAAGUGAAUGUGUUGAAGCUGAGGAUAAAGAUGCAGAAAGUUAUGAUAAACAUCUAGAUUGUGGAAGAGAUUUUCUCAUGCCUUUCAAGGAGAUUUCAUGCUCCAAGGUGUUGGGGGUGGACUCAAUGGCAGUGGAUGAACCAUGCAUCAAAGAGGAGCAGGAUAAUUUAAAAGAGCUUUCUGAUCACAGGUCACGAUGAAGCAAUAAUAAGCAUUAUUGAUCAACCUUCUCCUUGACUAGUAAACUGAAGACAUAUAUGGUGCAAGCUUGCCUUGGCUUUUGAUGUUUAAUAUUACUGCAAGAUGAAUGUAGUAGUUAUUUUUUCUGUAUGUUACACUAUGGUAGGAGCCUUUGUCAAGGGAGCAGCUCAUUGUUGGAUCCGUUGAGAUGAAGUAAUAACAUUCAUCUUGUGUUUCUUGGAAAAAUGAUUAAACAAACACAUGCUUUCACCAUAAAUCUAGUUUGUCAUUUAUCGAUAGCGGUGCUUAGUGGCAUUGGGCCACUACAAGGAGACCGUUGCAUCUCAGUUCAGUGGUGCGUGCGGCCAUUGCGGCUGUAUCCCAGAGUGGUGGAACGUCAGAUUGUUUCAAAAUCUUCUAGAAGAUCUGUCUGAAGUUGUUUCAAAAUCCCAAAAAUAACCUUACUGAGUGGUGGUAGUGGGGCCAUUUUGGGAAUUUUAAUAUUGUAUCAAGUAUCAACAUCAAAGAACAAAAAACCCCUCGACCCUUCAUUCUCCUCACUUGUGCAUGACAGCCUCUUGCUUUCAGUGAGGUACAGUCCCUUAAUUUUUUGGAAUUUUCACUUUUAGUCUUCAAUAAUUUUUUUACUAA
Molecule: messenger RNA, 2282 nt
Organism: Glycine soja
Lineage: Eukaryota; Viridiplantae; Streptophyta; Magnoliopsida; Fabales; Fabaceae
Product: histone deacetylase 19-like
Exons: 9
Coding region: 158-1651 (497 amino acids)
Molecular function (GO): histone deacetylase activity
Source: RefSeq, a predicted model, not a curated record